GUUUUGUGUCUAUGUUUGUAUUUUAUACUUAUUUAUUUUAUUUUAUAUAUUUUAAUAUCCCUGAGGAUGUCCACUUUCGCCUAUACUAACUUUGAACCUUUACUUACUUUAUAUCAGAGGUUACCGGUUAGUUCCACAAAGGGUCGCUGUUGCUGCAUGUUUUUGUUCCCACCUGGCAGCAGUACACCUGACUUGAAUCAUUUAAUCAACUGACUGAGUCCUCAGAGUGUUGAUUGGUCAAUCAAUGUGUUCUAAACCACUGGUUUGGUGGACACAGGGUGUGGGGAUGCUUCUCUGACCACCCAUUCCACCCCCCAGGCCCUUCCUCGGUUCACUUUGUACUGACAAUGCUGGUUGACAGAAGAGACGAUGGCGAGGAACCAGGUUUCCAGGAGCCCCCUCCACAGGACCACGGGGACAUGGAGGGAGCGAAGAUAAAGAAACGUUUGCCAGGAGGCGGAGCUUGCGUUGCCCGCAGAAACUCCCUCAACCGUGAGCAGUGGUUGUGGCCAGACGAGGAGUCCACACCUCAGAGUGUCUCCUCUCCGCUUCGCCACAGGGAUGCUGCCAGCGGCGGAGAGAGCAGCUCAGAGUCAGACCACAGGAGAGCAGAGAACCAGGUCUCAGGUGUGGACGCGACAGUGACGGUCAUCGGAAUGAUAUGCAACAAAAACGGAGAUUGUAGAAGGGACCCGACCAGUUCAGGGAGCCUCUCCUCCCUCAUCCCAAGGCAGGAGAAGCAGACGGAUGGAGUAGCGGCAGCGGAAGACAAGGGGCAGGCUGCGAGCAUGGACGGCUCUAUCACUCCACAGGGGUCCCUAACCCAGGGGCAGGGGGGCGAGGUCAAGACAGCAUCGGCCACAGAGAAAAGGGACUCCAGAGUUGCCUUCUCCAGUGGCCCAGGUAGUAAAGGUCAGACACCGAGUCAGCAGUCCAGAAGUUCUGUAGCGUUCACUAAAGCUGAGGAGGGCUCUCAAAUAGCACCGGAUGAUGGAGAUCCCCGGGGCAAUCAAACUUACAUGCAGAGGCAGUUCAGCUCCAUGCUCCAGCCUGGAGUUAACAAGUUCUCCUUGCGCAUGUUUGGCAGCCAGAAGGCAGUGGAAAAGGAGCAAGAGCGAGUAAAGUCGGCAGGAAACUGGAUCAUUCAUCCGUACAGCGAUUUCAGGUUCUACUGGGACUUCACCAUGUUGAUGUUCAUGGUGGGCAACCUGAUCAUCAUCCCUGUUGGCAUCACCUUCUUCAAGGACGAGACAACCACGCCCUGGAUCAUCUUCAACGUCUUCUCUGAUACCUUCUUUCUCAUAGAUCUGGUUCUCAACUUCAGGACAGGUAUUGUGUUUGAGGACAACACCGAGAUUAUCCUGGACCCUAAAAAGAUCAAGGAGAAGUACCUGAAGAGUUGGUUCGUGGUGGACUUCGUCUCCUCUAUACCUGUGGAUUACAUAUUUCUCAUCGUGGAGAAAGGGAUCGACUCCGAGGUGUACAAAACAGCACGGGCGCUCCGCAUCGUCCGGUUCACCAAGAUCCUCAGUCUGCUGCGUCUCCUGAGGCUGUCCAGACUUAUUCGCUACAUCCACCAGUGGGAGGAGAUUUUUCACAUGACCUAUGACCUGGCCAGCGCUGUGAUGCGAAUAAUUAACCUGAUUGGAAUGAUGCUGCUGCUGUGUCACUGGGAUGGCUGUCUCCAGUUCCUCGUUCCCAUGCUGCAGGACUUUCCAUCCGACUGCUGGGUUUCCCUCAAUAAGAUGGUGAACGACUCGUGGAGUGAGCUGUACUCCUUUGCCCUCUUUAAGGCCAUGAGCCACAUGCUUUGCAUCGGAUAUGGAAGACAAGCCCCGGAGAGCAUGUCGGACAUUUGGCUAACCAUGCUAAGUAUGAUAGUAGGAGCCACCUGCUACGCCAUGUUCAUAGGCCACGCUACCGCACUCAUUCAGUCUUUGGACUCGUCAAGACGGCAGUAUCAAGAAAAGUACAAACAAGUGGAGCAAUACAUGUCUUUCCACAAGCUGCCGGCCGACUUCCGACAGAAAAUCCACGACUACUAUGAGCAUCGAUACCAGGGCAAGAUGUUUGAUGAGGAGAGCAUCCUGGAGGAGCUUAAUGAGCCUCUGCGCGAGGAAAUAGUCAACUUCAACUGUCGCAAGCUGGUGGCGUCCAUGCCACUUUUUGCCAAUGCCGAUCCGAACUUUGUGACUGGCAUGCUAACGAAACUGAGAUUUGAAGUCUUCCAGCCCAGAGAUUACAUCAUCAGAGAGGGAACCAUCGGCAAGAAGAUGUACUUCAUCCAGCACGGGGUGGUCAGUGUGCUGACCAAAGGAAACAGUGGCAUGAAGCUACUGGACGGCUCCUAUUUUGGAGAGAUCUGUCUGCUGACCCGGGGUAGACGGACGGCCAGUGUUCGAGCUGACACCUACUGUCGACUGUACUCUCUGUCUGUUGACAAUUUCAACGAGGUGCUGGAGGAGUACCCGAUGAUGAGGAGGGCCUUCGAGACGGUCGCCAUCGACAGAUUGGACAGAAUAGGCAAGAAGAACUCUAUCCUGAUGCACAAAGUUCAACAUGACCUGAGCUCAGGUGUUUUUAACAACCGGGAGAAUGAGAUGAUCCAGGAGAUUGUCAAAUAUGAUCGGGAGAUGGUGCAACAGGUGGACGCACCACGGUCAAGAGCUGCAUCCAUGACACCUCCUCCUCAUUGUGGGAUCUAUUCUUCAGGUUCAUCCGCCCAGCCUCAGAACUCAGCAAUCGCCUCUCUGCAGCAAGCUGUAGCCAUGAACUUUUAUCCCCAAGUGCAGGGGAACUCAGUGGGAGAACGGAACAUGCAGUCCCCGAGGAUGGUGAGGAGAUUCCAGGUAGUCCAAGGUGUAUCAAGCCCCGCCUCUGCCUCCCCCCUGCAGUCUCAGCUCCUUGGUCCAGUUCCUCCUGGUUCUCUUGCUCCAGUCCUUCCUAGCCCAGUUGUCCAGAGUCCACUGGCAGUCGGGGGACGGCCGUCAUUCCAGUAUGGGCCGAGUGCUCUGUCAGGUCCCACCUCAGGCUCCCAACUGUCUCUGUUUCAGCAGCACCUAGUCAGUCCAGCACGCCGGCCCAGCACACCCAGGAGCGUCCAUUCCUUCCAAAUGGGCAGUCUGAGCCAAGACGCCAGGGCACUGUCGGCCUCUCAGCCCUCACUGCCACAUGAAGGGGUCCAGCCAGGUGCCCCCAGUCCACCCAAGUCUACACGAGUCUCCUCCAGUUCGAUCGAACCCACUCAGACCACAUCAGGUGACACUGGAAAUUGGAGCCCUCUACCACAUGGAGUAGUACUGCCCCACCAAAUGUCUGUGGGGGCAUUCUCUGUAGCACCAGCGCCCACGUCUGGACAGAGUUAUGGUGCUUUAGCAGGGCUGGUAUUGGGGGGAUUAGGAGUUGGUCUGGGGGAUCCGGGACGCCCCAAAAAAGACUCCAUAGUGAGUCUUCCUGAACCUGACCACAUCAAAGUCAGAUCCAGGCUAUCCUCAAAUUUGUGAUGAUUUCUGAUGAGAACAAGUGUGAAUGAAUCAAAGUUUGACUGACGGAACAUGAAAGGACUUCUGUUUACUCUCCUGUAGAUCCUUCUCCCUACCUUCUAGUUUCUAGUCUCCGAAUGUAUGAAUGUACUUGUGGGUAACGUGGGGAGGGCAGAGACAUGUGAGCAGUGACUGUACGACCAUGACAAGGCCUGCAGCAUUAACAUGUUUCUACUGAUGCUGGAGCCGCAGAGACACAGAACAGUUAGACAUAUAGUAAUGUCACGUAAAUAGUACCGAACACGUGGGCCGGUCUGCUCUUUCACAGAACUCCUAAAAAAAAACCUGGGACACGUGGGACAAAAGAAAAUCAGGGACCUGCCUCAGAUGUCAGAGGUCAGCACUUUAAUGGGGUUUUACUGCCGUAGCAACCGGAUUCUGACCACCUCUGAUUUCAGUCACAAAUGCAGGAUAAGUAGUUUUGAAGUACUUUUUGAAAUGCUUGUCAGAUCAAAUAUAUCAGAAGAGAAUUUAAUAUUAUAAACAACCUUUAUUUCUUUAAAAGUCCCAUUUCCUCUGAUUUCUAGCUGUUUAGCAGUAUUUCUCUCACGUUGGUUGAUCUAAAAAUAGAGCAGUGCACAUACUGCACAGAAAGCAUUUAGGGAGACACCUAUUGUCCAGACAGUGACAUUAGAGAGUAUUUAUCUCAUACAUUCAAGAAGGCCUCGACCUUUACUGCACUUAAUGAGAGUGGAAUAUGCAACCCCCCCCCGUUGGCCCCCAGUAUACUUCCUCCGUAAUGAGAUUCCCCUCUGUUAUCAUUUUAUGGUUUCACAUUUUAGGCUUUGUGUUCUUCUUCUUCUUUAUAACAGAGACGGAGGUUUUUUUCUAGUCUUUAAUUAAGUCACAGAGCGUUCCCAGAAUCUUAAAGGCUAAUCCACUAAAUAAAUAGAGGAGCACAGAUUAAAUUGUGAGCUUUGGGUUUUGGUUACUGUCCUGGAGACAAAGCCUCUUAUGAACAGCAAAUACUUUUUCCCCCACACAGGAUAGAAGCAGAUCAGUAUUUAUGGUAAAAACACAGUUAUCAGCUAUGAAUUAUAUUUAAAAAAACCUUUAUAUUUGAUUUUAAAAAGUGAUACGUAAACACAACCUUAAGUCCUGCAGUGAACAAAAAAAAAAAUACAAAGGGUUCCCGACUUACAACUACCGGUGACGUAAGUCAGAACUUUCUUUACAAUUACAUAUUGCAAAAUACGUACUAAACCAGAACCUGUGCAGCAAACAGUUAUGAAGUACACACAACAAAGUACGCUGUUGAAGUAUUCACUGACCUCUACAUUUGGUCUGACAAAACCACAAAUGCUAACAAUGAUAGCAGUGAGUACAAAAAAUGUUUGGGAGCCAUUAUGAAGGGUAAAAAGUUUUUAAAAAUAUGCGGCGUGUCAUCGGCGAGUGUCAACAGAGCCGUCUUCCAUGUCGAGUUUUGACUUGACUAGAUGAGAUCUUACACAGCAUACUAUUGGCUAAUACAAUGUGUACUAUUGGCUAAUUGAGCAUGCUCUUCUGCUCCUCACGCUGAUUGGCUCCUGCGUCGCCAUUCUACAACUGUACUGUGCAUAUAAUAGUGUGGAAAAGGCUAAUACAGUCUAGGGAGGGUUGAUAACCGUGGGCAAAAAGCUCAUCCAUCCGUGAUCGGCAGUAGUGUUGUCUAAAGUGAAGGUUUUCAUUCAGAGCAAUAACUGAAGGGUGGUCACUAUAUGCAAGUGGUGUCGUGUUGAUC
Molecule: messenger RNA, 5262 nt
Organism: Cynoglossus semilaevis (tongue sole)
Lineage: Eukaryota; Metazoa; Chordata; Actinopteri; Pleuronectiformes; Cynoglossidae
Gene: hcn2b
Product: hyperpolarization activated cyclic nucleotide-gated potassium channel 2b
Exons: 8
Coding region: 348-3503 (1051 amino acids)
Biological process (GO): regulation of membrane depolarization; potassium ion transmembrane transport; sodium ion transmembrane transport
Cellular component (GO): HCN channel complex; axon; membrane
Molecular function (GO): voltage-gated potassium channel activity
Source: RefSeq, a predicted model, not a curated record